CCGAAUCAGUAGGCGACAACCAAUGAUACGAGUGCUUAGAAUUCUAAUUUUUCAUCGCAGAAUAACAACCGAUUAAGAAAUGGUUCAUUAGCGUUGCGUGAAAUAUUUGCUGAACUAAUGCUGAUGAAGAUGCAAACGAAAAGUUUCAGGACUCACUCUGAACAUUUCUGCAAGUUCUUGGCACGUUGUCCUGGAACUUUCAUCCACAACCUGUCGAAGAUCCUCGUUGUUCAUGAUUUUUGGUCUCCCUGAGCGCG
Molecule: messenger RNA, 257 nt
Organism: Acanthoscelides obtectus
Lineage: Eukaryota; Metazoa; Arthropoda; Insecta; Coleoptera; Chrysomelidae
Source: the annotation of a GenBank genome assembly